AAUCAUUUAAAAAAAAAAGAUUGCUAAGAAAAAAAAAAAGAUUUAUGUGUGGAUGUGCACCAUGUGUGCAAUAUCUGUGGAGGCCAGAAGAGGGUGUUGGAUCCCCAGGAAUGAGUUACAGCCACACAGGUACAAGAAACCAAAUCUAGGUCCUUGGUGGAGCGUCACAUGUUCUUGACACUGAGCUAGCUCAGCAGCCCCUGGAGCAUUCUUUAUUGUGGAUGAAGAGACUGUCCUGAUAUGUAAGAUGUUUAGUUGUGUGCCUAGUCUUUGCUUACUGGAUGUCAGUAACAGCCUUCAUUUGUAAUAACUGAAAGUUUCUUCUGACAUUGCCAUGUUUCCUGGUGACAAAAUUGUCUUUGUUGCACAUCACUAGGCAAAGGUCUGAGUGUGGCCCUUUGCAGAAUGGGCAUGCUUCCCUGUGCUCCAGCACAGCCGCUUGUGACUCCUCUGUCUGGGCAUGAACACUUAAACUUGUCUGCUACCCCAGCUAGGAGAAAAUGUCUCCAACCCAGGCAAGCUACAAGCUGAACUAUGGAGUGGUUUUCCUUGUAACACUUUUUAGAUUUUGUAUUGUGCGUUCCUGUUUUAUUUUGGUGGUUUGGAACUGGGAAAUCUGAGUAUAGAAGCCUUGAGUAUUAGAAGCUUCCUUUGGAGAAGUGAUUCUUUGAGGGGCUGUAGCUCACUAGUGGAGUGCUUACCCAGCAUUCAAAAGGCUCUAGGUUCAAGCUCUGAUACUACCCAGGGAAAAAAUAAAACGUGGUUUGGGAACGACGUCCGUCUGAGGAGUUGAAAUUCAGAUUAUGAUCUCCAGUCUAAUGGAGUGGGCAAGAAGGUAAGUCAGAGUUACAGAUAAGGAGAUGCCAGCUGUAGACUGCUGUGUGGCCCAGAAGCCAGUAAAGGCACACACCCCUAGGCUGGAGCUACUGUUUUUGUAGAGACCCACAUUCCAUGAAGCAGAGUCCCUCGAAGGCAAGUGGCACCAGAGGGCAGCAGUGCCGGGCCUCAGCUGGCUGUUGACUGUAGGGCAGAUAAAGAAAGAACAGAACAGACUCCUAGACGGUAGUCCCCAGUUUUCUUUUUUUCUUUUUUUUACGAGACAAGGUUUCUCUGUGCAGCUCUGUCCUGGACCUCACUCUGUAGACCAGGCUGGCCUCAAACUCACAGAGCUCCACCUGCCUCUGCCUCCUGAGUGCUGGGAUCAAAGGCGUGUGCUGCUGCCCAGCUUGUGGUCCCCAAUUUUCUAAUGCCUCCAGGCAGUUGCCCUACUGUGUAUGUACCCUGGGAAAGGGUGUGGAUUGGACACUAUGCAGUUCUGUCCAGAGUCUUUUCCUAAAGACUUGUCGGCUGUGAGGUUGUGCCCGAGUCACUAACCCCUACCCAUUCUCCGAGGUAGGGAGUCAACAGGAGUGAGUGGGACUACCCUUGCCCUAAUUUUUGUGCACAUUUGCAUGACAGAACUGCCUAAGUGUGUGAAGCUCUCCUUGUACGAGUGACCUACUUGUGUGUAGAAAUGAGGCUGCUUACUUGGUACCUCCUACACCUAUGGAUACCUGGCAGGACCACAGAUGGCAAGCUAUGUGCCAGAGAUUCACUUACAUAGGUCUAAUCAACAGGUCUGGGAUCUACAAAAACGAGAUUCUCAAAAAAAAAAAAAAAAAUUUCCUUAUGCCUGGAUGGAUCUCAGAAGCAGCAUUUCUAGGUCCUGAAGGGCCCCUGGCCUGCCUGCCCACGGAGGAUCAAGGACUCUGGAUUAGAGCAGGGCCUGGGACCAAAGGUGGAAGGCCCAUGCACUUGUGUACUGUCCACAGAAGCAAGGACCGCUCUGCUUCCGCGCAGGGCUCUUUCCCAUGAAACAGUGGCCGUCCGAGCGUCGAGGAGGUCGGAACUGUACCAAGGUCAUCUAGGUCGCAAGGGUCCGCUAGGCGAUAUGCCAAGACCAGCCCUGCCUAAUUGUGGUCCACAGGUGCCGGGUCCAGAGCGCAGAGGCGGAAGUGAGGGGCAGCCAUUGAGCCGUGUUCACUGAUCUUCGCCAAUAGAGACUGGCCGGUGCCGGUCGUAGUCCAAUAAAAACUCUAUAGGGGAGGGUGUAAGUGAGUGUUCGCCAAUCAAUUAGGCCGUAUGCCUCUACCAUUGGCGGUCUGUUCUGCCCUUGGGUCAGAGCGCGCUCGCCCAAUUGGCGGCUCCCAAGGGGGGCGUGGCACGGCGCGGUACCGAGGCAGGUAGCUGAGAGUCUGUCGGGCGAGCGGCCGCCUGUGCAGUCCCGUCGGCGGCUGCGUCCGCAGCAUGGCCGGCCUGGGGCGGCCGGGCCCGGGGCCGCGCACCGCGAUGCCGGCCUGGAAGCGGGAGAUCCUUGAGCGGAGGCGAGCUAAACUGGCCGCCCUGAGCGGAGGUCCGGGACCCGGCGCGGCACCGGAGGGACAGAACGAGAAGCUGGUUCUGGCCGAGAGUCUGGGUCCGCUAAGCGAGAACCCGUUCAUGAGACUUGAAUCGGAGCGGCGGCGAGGGGCACGGCCGGCGCAGCAGCUGCUGGAGCUGUACCGUCGCGUGCCCGGCGUACGUACCAUCCGAGCCGACAACAUCCUCAUCAUCGAGUCAGCGCCUGGCUUCCCGCCCGCCGUGCCGCCUGCUGCGGGAAUCCGCGCUGCCGAGGUCGUGGUGUACGAGGCGCCUCAGCCGGGCCGUGUCAGCCGCCUGCUGGAGAAGUUCGAUUCUCCAGCCGCGCCCCGCAGCCGCGGAAGCCCGGAGCGCUCCCGCCCUGGGCUCCCUCAGCUUCCCGGGGCGUCUGCAUCUGCUGCCACGCGCGCUCCCACCAAUCGGUCGUUGGCUCCUGGCCCAUCGGUGCUUCUCAGCCAGCCCGCACUCCCUGUUUCGCCUGUCCCCGUUGCUCCGCGCGCGGGUCAGCGCCCCGCCUGUUGCGAGCCCGCGCACCCCGAUGGCACCGCAGGCCCUGGGGCCCGGCGCAGCGACUUCCUCCAGAAGACCGGCAGCAACUCCUUCACUGUUCACCCCCGGGGCCUGCCCCGCGGUGCGGUCAAUCGCUCGCUUUCUAAUGGACCCAUGACCCAGAAGUCCCCGGCCGGCCCUGCCAAUGGGUUGUCGGGCUCUCCUCCAGCGCCGGGCAAGUGGAAGCCAAAGGUGGAGUCAGAGGAACCCUCCCUCCACCCACCCCCAAGCCCUGGGACCCCAAGUGCCACUCCAGUUGGGCCCCCUGCCUUCCCGGCGCCCAGUGCAGCCAGUGCCACUCCCAGCCAGCGCCGGUGGGUCUCCUCUGCCACCAGCGCCAAUGACUCCUUCGAAAUAAGGCCAGCCCCCAAGCCAGACGUGGAAACUAUCCCAAUCGGGGACCUUCAGGCCCGGGCCCUGGCCAACCUCCGUGUUAACUCCCGCAACUCCUUCGUGUUGAUCCCCAAGCGCAAGGCCCUUGGGAACCAUCCUUCGGAGGGGAGGCAGUCAGAGGAGCCAAACGGGGAGGUAGGCUGGGCCUCUCAGAGCCAGGGGCUCAGAGCCCAGCUGGUGUCUACAGCGGAUGGUUCACCCGCCCUAGAGAGGAGUCCCUUGGCUGCUGAGGUGCAGUGGGCAGCUAGGGACGGGGGCUGCCCCAGGCCAGCCACUGCUGUCACAGACCAGUCUGUUAGGUGGCAGAGGCCAUCCUCACCACCUCCAUUUCUACCAGCCACUGUUGAAGCUGAGCCGGCUGAGGGCUUGGGGGCUCCUGGCUUGGCCAAGAAUGGCCAGGAGCCUGGGAGGCCAGGACUUCCAGUCACCUUCAUUGAUGAAGUCGACUCAGAAGAGGAAGCCUCUCAAGAAGCCAAACUGCCCUCCUCGGCAGCUGGUGUGCCUCCCCAGCACCACCUGCACCUUGCCAGGCCUGGGCACACCUCAGAACUCCCACACCGAGGCAGCAACACUUUCAUAGUGGUGCCCAAGAGGAAGCCAGAGACCCUUCAGGAGCCACACUUCAGUCAGGCCAAUGGGCAGUCCCAGCAACAGGAGGCUGAGGAACAGGAUGCUGAUAGCCUCUCAGGACCCCACACUGCCCUGGAGAACACCCUUAAGAAACGCUACCCCACUGUGCAUGAGAUUGAAGUGAUCGGUGGUUACCUGGCCCUGCAGAAGUCCUGCCUCAUCAAGGCUGGCUCUUCAAGAAAAAAGAUGAAGAUAUCCUUCAAUGACAAGACCCUGCAUACAACAUUUGAGUACCCUUCGGAGAGCUCCCUAGCACAGGAAGAAGCAGAGGAGGAGGAGGAGGAAGAGGGAGAGGAGGAUGGCGAAGAGGAGGAAGUAGGGCUUGACUCAGAGAAGCCCUUUACCCUCUUCCUGCCCCGGGCCACAUUUGUAAGCAGUGUGGGCCCUGAGAUCCCCCGACUCCCAGAUGGCAGCUCAGGCCUGUCCAGCUACACUCCCAAGCAUUCUGUGGCCUUCAGCAAGUGGCAGGAGCAGACAGUGGUGCAGACUCCAAUUGAGGUGGAACUCCCACCGAAGGAGGUCAUGCUAACACCUGCCAGUCAGAACGAUCUCUCGGACUUCCGCAGCGAGCCAGCCCUCUAUUUCUGACCCCUGGGGCUGCCAGGAUGGCCAAGACUUAGCCCCAAGUGUGGUGGUUCUGGAAGCAAGUCAACGCCCAGGAGCCCUGACUUUAUUCUGUGUCCCUUCCAUCUGGCUCUCCCAGCCUUCCUCUCUCCCUUUUGCCUGCUGCCCUUAGGGCCAGGUCUGAAUCUCAUUCCUGUUUGAGGGCUCCAGGGAAGAACAGGUGGGAAUUGCCUCUGGGACAGGCUGACAUCUGUGUAACAUCCCAUUUGUGAUGAGGUGGGGGGCCCCAGGGUGCUUUCUGUCCUGCCUCUCAGCUCCUGCCUUCUGGGGAGUGAGAGACUGUCCUAGCCACUUGCUCUUGGCUGAACCCCAGGCUCCUGCCCCCAGUGCAUGACCCUGCCACGGUGGAACUCAGCUACCCUCAUGACAGAUGGCAGGGUGUUUUUUUUUUUCCUUCCUGAUAUUGGACUCAAUAAACAGCACUGUACCAAG
Messenger RNA from Peromyscus maniculatus bairdii (prairie deer mouse), 5025 nucleotides. It is a transcript of the gene Tprn, whose product is annotated as taperin. Gene Ontology annotation, cellular component: stereocilium base. Gene Ontology annotation, molecular function: phosphatase binding. The record is from RefSeq and is a predicted model, not a curated record. Lineage: Eukaryota; Metazoa; Chordata; Mammalia; Rodentia; Cricetidae. Gene Ontology annotation, biological process: stereocilium maintenance; auditory receptor cell stereocilium organization; sensory perception of sound.